Mytilinidion resinicola is the source of this 1185-nucleotide messenger RNA. RefSeq names its product DUF367-domain-containing protein. The record is from RefSeq and is a predicted model, not a curated record. The transcript is spliced from 3 exons. Gene Ontology annotation, biological process: maturation of SSU-rRNA. Lineage: Eukaryota; Fungi; Ascomycota; Dothideomycetes; Mytilinidiales; Mytilinidiaceae. The coding region runs from base 1 to 1185 and encodes 394 amino acids. Gene Ontology annotation, molecular function: rRNA small subunit aminocarboxypropyltransferase activity.
AUGGUCCGACAUAAGAAAGAUGGGUUGUCCUCUCGUGGGAAGAAAUACUCUAACGCUCCGCGUCCUCGAGGACCAGCCCGCAACGGCGAGGACGGCGAAGCCGCCACCAACUCGAAACCCCAAUUCAAGGCUGCCUGCUGGGACCUGGGCCACUGCGAUCCGAAGAGAUGCUCGGGGAAGAGGCUCAUGCGAUUAGGCAUGAUGCGGGAGCUUCAUGUUGGACAAAAAUUUGCUGGAGUUGUCGUUUCACCUAAAGCGAAGAAAAUCCUAUCAGGCGCGGAUAAAGAGCUACUAGAGCAAUAUGGUGCAGCUGUGGUUGAAGCGUCGUGGAACAGGAUAGAUGAGGUUCCCUUUGGGAGGAUAGGCGGAAAGUGCGAGAGACUAUUACCAUAUCUUGUUGCAGCAAACCCUACAAACUACGGACGACCCUGGCGGCUCAACUGUGUCGAAGCCCUGGCGGCUUGCUUCUACAUUUGCGGACACCCUGAGUGGGCGGAGGAAAUACUAUCGACCUUCUCGUAUGGAGAAGGUUUUCUGGAGAUCAACGGGGCGUUACUGAAACGUUAUGCUGCGUGCAGCACAGAGGAAGAGAUCAAAAAGUGUGAAGAAGUGUGGCUCGAGAAAAUUGAGCGGGAGUAUUCAGCCAGUCGGGUUGAUCAAGAUGGCGGCAAGGAAGAUGCAUGGAAAGGCGGCAACAUGAAUCGUCGGCAGCUAGAAGAUGACGAAGAAGAUGACGAAGAAGAAGAUGGCGAAGAGGGGGAGGCCCCUCAGCUGAAGGGAAAGCACAAGGCCGCAAAAGGGGAAGAAGAAACCGACAACGAGUCCGGCGGGGACCCUGACAACCGAGACCCAUACACUAUGCCCGAGUCAUCAGAGGAUGAGGAAGAAAUGGCCGAGCUUCGACGCCGAGUACUAAUGUCUAAGCCGUUUGCCAACCCUAUCCCAGUGGAGGGUGACAAGAAACAGCCCGAGAAGGUUGCGAGAACGGAGCCGUUGCCCAGAGCUGAAGAUGACGCUAUGUCUGAAUCUGAUUACGGUCAAGAUGAGGAGUUCGACAACAUUAUCAAAGCUACCCCGAUGACGGAUCGAGCCGGUAUCACUGCAAGGCAGAGGCUGAAGUCGCAAGACAAGAAAAUAAGCGCCACCUUCAACAGCGCGUCUUUGGGUGCUCCUAGCAAGUGGUAG